UUUUUUUCUCAUUUGGUUGUAUUCAAGGUUGAUUUUUUCUUAAACAGUUUCAGAUGACUUCUUUGGAACCGUACCAGUUGAAUAACACGAAAAAAGCAAAGCGAGACAUACUCUUUUUCAACCGAGUUCCAAAAGUUGGGUCUCAAACUUUUAUGGAACUUUUACGAUUACUCAGCAUGAGAAACGAAUUUGAAUUUCAUCAGGAUCGCGUUCAAAGAGUUGAAACUAUCCGAUUAGCCCCCGAAGACCAAGCUUCGUUAGCGGCUAUGGUACAAAGUUAUGAUGAACCGAGUGUUUACAUCAAACACGUUUGUUUUACAAAUUUUUCAGAAUUUGAUAUUCCUGAACCAAUUUAUGUAAAUUUAGUUCGUGAUCCAAUCGAGAGGGUAAUAUCUUGGUAUUAUUACGUUAGAGCACCGUGGUAUUACGUCGAAAGAAAAAUAGCAUUCCCAGAUAUCCCACUUCCUGAUCCUAAAUGGUUAAAAAAAGAUUUUGAGCAUUGCGUUUUAUCUGGAGAUAGAGAAUGUAGAUACAUUAAAGGUGAAACGAGGGAAGGAAUCGGAGAUCAUCGUAGACAAUCAAUGUUUUUUUGUGGGCACCACGAAGAUUGCACCCCUUUUAACACGGACAUCGCCCUCCAAAAAGCUAAACAAGCUGUCGAUCAGCAUUACGCUGUCGUUGGGGUUUUAGAAGACUUAAAUAUGACUUUAAAAGUUUUGGAACAUUAUAUUCCGAAAUUUUUUGAGGGUGCAACUGAUGUUUAUUACAAUGAGAUUAAAAGAUACAACACAAUCAAUAGGAACAUGUAUAAACCUCCGGUGAGUGAAGAAGUGAAAGACAUCGUCCGACAAAAUUUUACGAAAGAAAUCGAAUUUUAUGAAUUCUGCAAACAAAGAUUACAAAAGCAGUAUUAUGCCUUAAAAUUACCCGAUAAGCGUUGAAUCAUCUCAACGAUUUGGAGGAAAAAACAAGUUUAAAAAUAAUGAAAAGGCUGCUACGUUGAAUAUUAUUUAUUGUAAUGUUCACCUGAAUGAAAUUGUGAUUUUAAUAUGUAAGAAAACAAUUAAGAAAAAGAAAAUUGUUGGAUUAUCAUUUUUAU
Onthophagus taurus is the source of this 1099-nucleotide messenger RNA. NCBI's taxonomy places the organism in Eukaryota, Metazoa, Arthropoda, Insecta, Coleoptera, Scarabaeidae. The record is from RefSeq and is a predicted model, not a curated record.